GUGGAAAAUAAUAUUCUCUAGAAGGUGAAAACUGAAAAGUCAUCAAUCCCUUACUUUAUAUAUAAGCAAAUUUCCAAUUGCCUCUUCUUGCUUAAUCCUCAAUUCUCCUUGUUAAUUCCAACAAAUUCCAGUUUCGAUCGAUAGACCACACCCUCAGAAGAUGCAAGGAUACCCGCCGCAACAAGCAGAGAUGUCGAAGAUGCCGCCGCAGCAGCAGCAGCAACCGGUGAUGGGAGAGCCGGUGAUGGGAGUCCCUUACUACGUUCGUGAGAAUCCCUACCAGGCCGGCAUGAUUCCCCCCAACGCCAUUUACGGCGACCCAAAAGGGGUCCCUCUUCAGCAAACCAUCUACAGAGACACUCCCGCUCCUUUCAACUGCCUUUACUGCGGCGACACCGGUCUCACCACCGUCAGAUCAAAGCGGAGUCUGGCAUCUGUUGUGGGGUGUUUGACGUUCUGUGGUUGUGGGUUCUGCUUUCUUUUGCGUUCCAUGGACUGUCUCUGGCAUAAGCAGCAUUAUUGCUCACAUUGCCACCAAAAGGUUGCUGAUUUUGAGAAGUCUGAUCCUUGUAUUGUAAUGGACCCUCCUAACUGGACAGAAGCCAGCUUUGCAGUACCUGCAUGAUAAGUAUCUUCUUCUUACUCACAUUGUCACCGUACUCUGUUUAACUCUAUGUUUCUGAGAUUGCUGUGUAAAUCUUUUUUUAUGUGACAUAAUAUACGAAGUUUGAAAGUUGAAAUGGUAGCUGGACAAUGCUGUGUAAACUUAUAGAUUGAUAAUAAAUUUCGUGUCAAUGAAAUGCAUGCAGUUUUGGUUGCACUAAGCACCUUAGUUGAGUUUGAGGGUUUC
Fragaria vesca subsp. vesca is the source of this 850-nucleotide messenger RNA. RefSeq lists its product as uncharacterized. Lineage: Eukaryota; Viridiplantae; Streptophyta; Magnoliopsida; Rosales; Rosaceae. Bases 161 to 625 code for a protein of 154 amino acids. Gene Ontology annotation, molecular function: zinc ion binding. The record is from RefSeq and is a predicted model, not a curated record. The transcript has 3 exons.